AGCAUCAUCCCACGACAGUUGUUGCUCCUCACGGACUAAGCGCAAAUUUUCAAGUGAAGACAGUGAAUAUCAAAGUACUAACACAUUGGCGAGCAUGAACAACGUGGUAAACACAAAUUUGAGCAAUCAGCAUUCGGAGAGCAAGCAAAGCACCUGUGUAUAUGAUGAUAUUGCAAAUACACUUCGUGUCGGUUUUCAAGCCACUUUUUUUCUGGCCAAGCGAGGAUUUUUUCUAAGCGCAGACGUCGAGGGAAAGAGACACAGUCAACUCGAGAAAGCAACAUAUAACGUUACAAUUCAAGACACAUCACCAUUCAACAUGGCGAUUUGUGAAGUCGUUGAAUUCGCGAAACAAAUACCUGGAUUUACCAAUAUGUUGAAGGUUGUGGAUCAAAUCCAUCUCUUAAAAAAAGGAUUACUCGAGGUCAUGCUCAUCGUUAUGGUAUCUGGUUAUAACCCGGUCAACCAAACAUUUCUAUUUCCAGAUGGAAAACGGAAGGGUUUAUCUGAAUUAGUUUCCAAUGAUCAAUCAGGUAUUGUCGACAAUAAAUCUGUUCGUAAACUCCAAGAUAUACUGUUGCAAGUGCUGCAUCAAAGCAUGACCGCCUCGAGAGGAAUGUGGGAUAAUACUUAUGCUAGAUUAUUGAUCAAAUUAGCGGGAUUACGAACACUAAGUUUCUUAUCUCAUCAUCAACUCAGAGACUACUGUGACGCCGAAACAACUGACCAUGUUGCUGUUUCCAAAUAAACACAGAAAUCUUCCAUUGGUAUCUAAUCCAAUAAUGCUAUCAAACGGGUUUCUGCGGGGUAAACUAUUCAUCCCAUAUGCUUUUGGAUAUGUAAUUCAAGGAUACCGUAGCAAGAGUAAAGACAGUUACUUUUUUUAGAAUCAAGAUUCUUUUGGUGGUUCCUGCAAAAAGGGUAAAAACAUUUACGAUAUUUGAGUGAUACAACAGUCAUACUGGUUGAUUCGCAAUUCAAGGACGAUGUAGCAAGAGUGAAGUCAACUAUUGAAAGUAAUUCAAUACUCUUGCUUGUGUAUCCGCAAUGUAAGGAUGAUCUAACAAAAGUGAAGACAGUUAUUUAAGUGAUUCAAUAGUCCUAUUGGUGAAUCCAUAGUGCGAGAAUCUUGUGCCAGGAGUUGAGGCAACUAUUCGAAGUGAUUAUUCGAGAAUCUUGCUGCGGUGGAUCUAUCAUGCAAGUAUGAUCUGGCGAGAGCAAAAACAAAUAUGCUAAGUCACUCAAAAGUUUUGCUAAAGGACCCAGAACGCAAGAAUGCUGUAGGAAGUGUGAGUGAGGACGGCAAUCAAUAAUCCUGUCCAUGAAUUGACAAACGAGAAUUCAAUGUAGCUACAGUGAAGAAUAAUACUUUACGUGAAUCCGGAAAAUUGCUCGUGGAUAUCUAAAGCAAGCAUACUGCUGCAAUAAGGCAGUUAAACUGCGC
Styela clava is the source of this 1444-nucleotide messenger RNA. The record is from RefSeq and is a predicted model, not a curated record. NCBI's taxonomy places the organism in Eukaryota, Metazoa, Chordata, Ascidiacea, Stolidobranchia, Styelidae.